GUAUAUAAACAGGGAGAUGUUCUGUACAUGUUACCAGUCUUUCUGAUCCCGUCUAACCCACUGUUUUUGAAAAUGAAAUUCUUGAUUGUUGCAGCAACCCUUUUGGUGGCGAGCGCUUCGGCCAGCGUCCUGAGGGCCAAAGGCCUCAGUGACUGCGGCGCUGGUGGUUCGCCUAUUUCUUUCGAGGGCCAACUUCUUACCCAAACGGCUCCCGUUGUCGGCAGGAUGUUCAUGGAUUUGACCACUACCACCUUAGUUGAUGCCACAGCUGAAGCCAACUUGCAAGUCCGCAAAGUCACCACCCGAAUUGCCGACAACUAUGAAGUUCCAUGCCUGAACGGCAUUUCUGGAACCUGCACUGUUGAGUUCUGCACGGCCCUUACCACUUACCCAGAUGCCGUCUGCACCCUUUUCCCUGCUGACGUGCCCUGCUCCUGCCCUCUUGCUGCCGCUGUCUACGCCAAUCCAUCCGCUUACGUCACUUUCACCUCCGAAUGGCUCGGCAUUGAAGGAGGAGUUAACGGUGACUACAUCACCCGCACUGAAAUCGUUUCCAACCUCGGAACUCCCGAGGAAACCAUCUUGGGCUGCCUCCUUUUGGAGUACGCUUUGGUGGCCGUUUAAGCGCAAGCAGACCUACCGUUCAUCUUACAAACUGUUCGUGAAAUAUCGGUGAAUUUAGUGUGCCUUGGAAAAAUCUUAAUGACGAAAUAAAUCAAUAAAGCAAA
Daphnia carinata is the source of this 728-nucleotide messenger RNA. RefSeq lists its product as uncharacterized. NCBI's taxonomy places the organism in Eukaryota, Metazoa, Arthropoda, Branchiopoda, Diplostraca, Daphniidae. The transcript has 5 exons. The record is from RefSeq and is a predicted model, not a curated record. Gene Ontology annotation, cellular component: cytoplasmic side of plasma membrane. Gene Ontology annotation, molecular function: lipid carrier activity; enzyme activator activity. Bases 28 to 624 code for a protein of 198 amino acids. Gene Ontology annotation, biological process: ganglioside catabolic process; lipid transport.